CUGAGGUUGUAUUGCACUAUUCUGUGUGUCUAAAUAUGUUGUGGUCUCGGUUGAGACCCUAUUACCCUGGUAUAUACUGUUCUGGAAUAGCGACUUCCAGGGCCAGUAUAUAGUCGGCUUCUCCUUGCGUAGUCUAAACCGUGACAGUUUCUUUAAUUUCGCACACUCUGACAAGACGGCCGACCGAAACUCGACAUACUCUUUUACAAUGUCAGCUCCCUUCAUACUACCAUGCUAUCCGGUGAUCCACCUGGGAAGUUCUGGGGCUUGCAUACCUCGUUCGGCGUUAGAUUCUGAUAGAAUACGAACUUCGAGAACGCUGGAUCGAACUCUUCUAGUUGUUUCUGGGAAACAUCAGCUUUCACAUCCCUGGCUAGACGCUUUUACUGACCUCACACUGGUGCUCCAGUCGCCAGAACGUCAGAACGCGAUACAGUGAUUGUAGAAACGGCAUUGUGGCCCUCUUUGCCCCUCUCACUGGGUUCGUCCG
This is a messenger RNA of Macroventuria anomochaeta, 490 nucleotides long. RefSeq lists its product as uncharacterized. The transcript has a single exon. The record is from RefSeq and is a predicted model, not a curated record. The coding region runs from base 209 to 439 and encodes 76 amino acids. Lineage: Eukaryota; Fungi; Ascomycota; Dothideomycetes; Pleosporales; Didymellaceae.